AUGCCGGCACCAAAAGCCCCGGCGGUCGACGCGACAAGAGAGAAACGGUCUCUCGAGUCCAUCCAGUCCGCUGCACACGCACGAUACUGUGCCGCGAAUCCUCUGUCCGCCAAAGCCCACAAGACGGCAAGCGCCAAUCUCCCCGGAGGCAAUACUCGCACGGUGUUGUUUUCCCAGCCGUUUCCUCUCGCCUUCCGAUCAGGUGCCUGCAACAUGCUCACCUCUCUGGAUGGACGCUCUUAUGUCGACUUCCUCGGCGAGUACAGCGCCGGCCUAUUCGGACAUUCACACCCGCGGAUCCGCCAGGCCAUCGCGGGUGCCCUUGACCGGGGCUGGAAUUACGGGGCGGAGACGCUGCAAGAGAAGGAGCUGGGAUCGAAACUCACCCACAGAUUUGCCAGCGCAGGACUGGACUUGGUGCGGUUUACGAAUUCGGGCACCGAGGCUAGCACCAUGGCCAUCGGCACCGCGAUCGCCUGGACCGGGCGCAAGAAGAUCCUGGUCUUCAGCAAUGCAUACCAUGGCGGCACCGUCUUCUUCCCCAUGGACAUGUGCAUCUGGACCCACUCCAAGUCGUCGAGCCCUCCGCCGUGGAAGUCGGCGGUCCUCCCGCAUGAGUUCGUCCCGGCGCCGUUCAACAACAUUGCCGAGACCCGGGCGAUUGUCGAUGCGCUUCCCGGCGACAGUUUGGCGGCGAUCAUGGUGGAGCCUGUUCAGGGGUCGGGUGGCUGCCGUCCAGCCUCGCGCGAGUUCCUCCGGUACCUGCGCGAGACCGCCGACAGACUGGGUGCCUUGCUGAUUGUCGACGAGGUCAUGACGUCCCGGCUGGGCCCGUCGGGCCUUCUGGCCACACUGGGGCUGAAGGCCGACCUGAUGACCCUGGGCAAAUGGAUUGGCGGGGGCAUGUCAUUUGGGGCCUUUGGUGGCCGACGAGACGUGAUGAACAUGUACAAUCCCGCGCUCGGGCCGAAGGAGGGACUUCUCCAUCCAGGCACCUUCAACAACAAUGUCUUUUCCAUGUCGGCCGGCAUCGUCGCUCUGGAUGUUUUCAGCCCGGAAAAGGUCACAGAGCUCAACGCGCGCGGCGACCGCAUGAAAGCCGCCAUUACGCAGCGCCUUGUCGACGUGGGUCUCUAUCCUGCCGAGCACGAAAACUAUCUCCAAGACGUGCUCGAGAUGGAUAGUUUUCGUGGAGAUGGCACGACGGAAUUGUACACGGGCAACGAAAGCAGCGACGGCCGCCCGCUCCCCCUCCCGCUCCCCAGGGUCUUCAUUGCCAGCCGUGGAAGCAUGUUGAACCUCCGGUUCACCGGCCGCGAUGCGUCGGUGUGGCACAAUGUAUACUAUCACUUCAUGUUGGAAAAGGGCAUUUACCUUGCCAGUCGAGGAUACACGCCUCUCAACCUCUGCGUGAGCGACGAGGACGUCGACACGUUUGUGGAAGCAGUUGAGGAAUUUCUGGUCCUACACGUGCAUGACUUGAUAAGACUCAAUUCGAACCUGUGGCAGGAAAAAGAUUGUCAGUAG
Molecule: messenger RNA, 1527 nt
Organism: Rhinocladiella mackenziei CBS 650.93
Lineage: Eukaryota; Fungi; Ascomycota; Eurotiomycetes; Chaetothyriales; Herpotrichiellaceae
Exons: 1
Coding region: 1-1527 (508 amino acids)
Molecular function (GO): pyridoxal phosphate binding; transaminase activity
Source: RefSeq, a predicted model, not a curated record